CACGUAAUUCACUUGCCUGAAUGACAAUUUGAGGUUUAAAUAUAUAUGUAUACAUUACGUUUAUAUAAAAAUUUGUUAAUGGAAUCCAUCUAGAAACUAAUUAAAUUGAUAUCACAAUGGUCACCAAACAGUUAUAUUUAUUAUUAGCAACAUGUAUCAUAAUACAAGUACAAGGUAUUAUGUUUUAUUUGGAACCGAAUGCACAAAAAUGUUUGAAAGAAGAAUUGCAUGCACAUAUUUUGGUAUCUGGUGAAUAUGACGUUACAGAAGUUGCCGGUCAAAAAAUAGAUUACGUAGUGCGAGAUUCUAAAGGGCAUAUAUUAUCUCAAAAAGAAGACAUUUCUAAAGGGAAAUUUACUUUCUCUACGGAGAACUUUGAGAAGUUUGAAAUAUGUUUUAUUUCUCGUGUACCGCCACAUCAAAGAGGAAUACGACAAGAAAUAUCUUUAGUGACGAAACAUGGUGCUGAAGCUAAAAGCUAUGAAGGGCUUGGAGAAGCCGCCAAUUUAAAACCAAUGGAAGUUGAACUAAAAAAAUUAGAAGAUUUAUCUGAUGAUAUCGUACAAGAUUUUGCGUUGAUGCGUAAACGUGAAGAAGAAAUGCGUGAUACAAAUGAAUCAACAAAUAAUCGUGUAUUAUACUUCAGUAUAUUCAGUAUGUGCUGUUUAUUGGGUCUUGCUACAUGGCAAGUUCUAUAUUUAAGACGUUUCUUCAAAGCAAAGAAAUUAAUUGAAUAAAAAAAAUUAUUAAUUACAAAUUGGUUCCCUUUGUGAU
Chrysoperla carnea is the source of this 774-nucleotide messenger RNA. It is a transcript of the gene bai, whose product is annotated as transmembrane emp24 domain-containing protein bai. Lineage: Eukaryota; Metazoa; Arthropoda; Insecta; Neuroptera; Chrysopidae. Gene Ontology annotation, biological process: intracellular protein transport; Golgi organization; endoplasmic reticulum to Golgi vesicle-mediated transport. The record is from RefSeq and is a predicted model, not a curated record. The coding region runs from base 117 to 737 and encodes 206 amino acids. The transcript is spliced from 5 exons. Gene Ontology annotation, cellular component: endoplasmic reticulum; Golgi apparatus; endoplasmic reticulum-Golgi intermediate compartment.